AGAACAAUGUGUUCUUGUUGCGUAUGACAUGGGGAGAAAAUGUGGAAACCGAGGCUUCAAACCGUAAGAAGGACGACGCUGGUGCUGGCCGCUGCUAAUUUGGUGGUGUUCAUAGUCGGCACCGCUCUCCUCGUUGUUUCAUCCUCAGGUUGUGACCUUAUAAACCUUUUCCCAAUCGGAGCUGUUUCCUUCGCUGCCGCCGUUAAGAUCGCCACCAUGAUCAAGACCGGCAUUGCGCAGCUCGUUAUCGCUGAAGCCAUCACCGAUUCUCCGUUGCAGACCGAAGUCGUUGACGCCGCUCUCCGCCACCAUAGACGGAUGAGAUACAAGACAUGGGUUUGUUGGAGCCGGUUUGGAUUUCUAGUUACAGCUCUGCAAUUUUUGGGGGCCGCUUACCUUAUGUUCCAUGUUGUUGAAAAUGUUUCCCGUGAUGGAUUGCCCAGGGACUGUUUGUUAGGAAUUUCAAAUGGUAGCAGAUGGAAGGCAAAAUUGCUGCCUUUGUUAAUGUUCAUGGUCUGUUUUGUUGCAGUAGUGCAAUGUUUUACAGGCUCUGAUGUUCUAAGGUGGAGAUCUUUUUAUGCAACUGAAGAUGAUGUAUGGAAAGCUCACUAUCAUGAAGUAUUUGAUCAUGGCAUUCGGGAGGCUUUAUGCUGUCUGGGACGCAUCCAAUACUUGAGUGUGGCUGAGGAAGAUGAAGUGUACUCAGUAGCACGAUUAUUGGGUGAUCUAGUUGCUUAUCGUGCAACAGGCACUGGUCAUUUAGAACUUUUAGCAGGUUUAGCUUUGCUGCAGAGGAAUAACCGACCCACCACAUCCUAUGAAGGGUUUAUAGAGGCACCUGAAGAACACCUAGUGGGGGCUGCUACCUUCCACAAAUUUGCGGAAGCUGCCUACACGGGACCCUUACUUGAUUUAGGGAGAAAUCCUAUGUUAUUUCCAUGUGCAUGGAUUUCUAGGCAAGGGAUUUUGACUCCUUGGACUCGUAACAGGCAGCCCAUACUUGAUGGUGAUAACUGGUGGCGAGGUCAUGCAGCAGCCUUUUUAAAUUUUGUUAAUUUACCACCGGAUGUUCUUCGAAGAGGUCGUGUUUGCCAGGAAAAAUGUGAGGCUGCAUACUUUGUUGUUGUUUUACAUCAACUUAGGUGUGUGGUGAUUGCCGUCCGGGGAACAGAGACCCCUGAAGACCUCAUAACUGAUGGUUUAGGCAAGGCAUGUCCUCUUUCUGCAGCAGAUUUGGAUGGGUUAAUAAAAGAUAGUCACAAUAACCCUAAGAUGAAGCAUCGCGUGGAAUCAUCUUUCCCACGUUAUGGACAUUUGGGUAUAGUGGAAGCUGCAAGGGACCUUUUCAUGCAAAUUGAAGGAAAUCAUGGAAACAAAGAAAUAAGAAAAACACAAAAAAACCCUAAUGGGGCCAGCCUUAUUAGCCGGCCACCACCACAGCAGCACCCAUCCUUCGUAUCUUGGAAAGUAGGCAUGCUUCUGCUCCACCUAGACAGCCUUCAUAGCCAAAAAACACCCAGCCGCCUUCUGGUUUUGCAAGAUUUGUUUUUCGGCCGCCAUUACCUGUUUUGCUGCAAUUCGUCUGUUUUCAAGCCUUUGUCUAGCCACAAACAAUACCUCUAGCCGUUGCCCUCUGC
Carica papaya (papaya) is the source of this 1637-nucleotide messenger RNA. The record is from RefSeq and is a predicted model, not a curated record. NCBI's taxonomy places the organism in Eukaryota, Viridiplantae, Streptophyta, Magnoliopsida, Brassicales, Caricaceae.